CCCCCGACAAUAUGGGGAAUACGUUGAUUGCCGUUUACUGUCUUAUGGUAGCGGCUUGUCUAUUUCUUGACGUUUAUGCGGCAACCGUCAAACUUUGUGGCGGCAAUUUAGAUGUCCAGGCACGGGGUAUUCAACAAGUUUUUACAGAUUUCACAACUGUGACGCAGGUUUUGGACAGUGUAGAUGCACGUUCCAAUUUGGAAUGCAUCACUAAAUGUUCCCAAAAUGAUUAUUGUGCAGCGGUUGUAUUCAGAGAGCGAGAUCGGCGCUGUGACCUGUUAGAUAGUCAGCAGGACGUCACCCAAUACUCGUCACCUGAAAAGACAGGCGUAUGGGUUUCCAAUCUGGACAUCGUACUGUCAAAUCCGCUCCGCUCCGACCAGUCAAGUAGAAUUGCUGUGUGUAAAGCAUGGCCGUGCACGGACAAUUCUCGCUGCCGUGAGGAUUGCACCAGCGGAGAGGCCGUUUGUUUGGGAUAUACGAAAGAUUGUGACGAAGCACCGGUGACCAAUAUUCAUUACGAAGGUUAUCCGAGCAGCUUUGGAGGCGUAAACGGCGACGGCCCGAGCUACAUUUACGUAAAGCAACAGUCCAGCACCGGGCUUCGAAUUUCCUACAGUGGAACAAUCCGCGCCGCCUAUUAUUGUAACGGUUGUACCUCUGGUUUCUACUUCACGAUUAACGGGGCAGAAUGUUCCAACCCAGGCACCAUCGAAUUUGUGGAGUACCAUGCCUCGCGCCGACGAAAUAACGAGCACGGAUCAUUCUCUGGUAUUUGCUGGGGUAUUGCUGCAGGUAAUCUCACCAUACAGAUACACACCAGGAACAGGGGUGGCGGGGCGACUGCUUACAUGGGAAUGAACUCAUACGGGUAUUUCGCAUUUGAGGAGAUAGGACCAACUGGCACUGGGUCAUGUGAUUCAUAUACUUUGUUCAACGUUAAAGAGUUUACCCUCCACCAGGAGAUUUCAACACGAGAUGAAAAUGCAUACAUGACGGAAACCUACACAAAGCGGGCGUCGGACACUAGUGUAGCAGUGUUCUUUACUGGCACGCUUCACGAGUAUGGAAAUGGUUACUGCGCAAGAUGGUAUUUUAAGUUUAAUGGAAAUGAGUGCUCGAAUCCGGGGGUAAUCGACGCAUUCAUCUAUAAAACCGGCGAUAACAAUCCACGCACCCGCAGGACAUUUGAGUUUUCUGGAAUCUGUAACGGUUUUCCGGCCGGAGACAUUACAAUAAGUCUUCACACGGGACGUUGUAGCUGGUCGGGUGGCCAGUAUAGCCCUUCGACCGGCUGGACCACUAUUUCUAGAAUAAGAGUGGAAGAGACAAGACUUGGCUUGGACAUCAACGCUGUGUAG
Messenger RNA from Lingula anatina, 1361 nucleotides. RefSeq lists its product as uncharacterized. NCBI's taxonomy places the organism in Eukaryota, Metazoa, Brachiopoda, Lingulata, Lingulida, Lingulidae. The record is from RefSeq and is a predicted model, not a curated record.